AUGGGGGAGCCUGAUGUUCAGUUCAUCUUGGCGGCUUUCGCCGUCGACGACGCUUUCUCACCGCACAUUGCCGAACCUCACGUCCGGAACUCAGCUGCCGCAUGGGGAGCGCAUGUUGAUUUCACGGUCAAUGCGGACAACACGCAGCUAUGCUGCUGUCUGUCGCUCAGUGUUGCAGCCCUAUUGAAGGCGCACCCGCAUUCAGAAACCAAAUGGGCCUUUGAGCAAUCCUGGUCCGUUGCCCGAGAUGGGGCGCCCUUUGCAAGCCAACCUUCUGACCCAAUCCUGGCAACAAGCAUCUUUCCACCAAGAUGCAUGGCCGUUGAGGCAUUUUAG
Messenger RNA from Symbiodinium natans, 336 nucleotides. The record is from the annotation of a GenBank genome assembly. NCBI's taxonomy places the organism in Eukaryota, Dinophyceae, Suessiales, Symbiodiniaceae.